Messenger RNA from Scylla paramamosain (green mud crab), 1305 nucleotides. RefSeq names its product caspase-1-B-like. NCBI's taxonomy places the organism in Eukaryota, Metazoa, Arthropoda, Malacostraca, Decapoda, Portunidae. Gene Ontology annotation, molecular function: cysteine-type endopeptidase activity. The record is from RefSeq and is a predicted model, not a curated record. Gene Ontology annotation, biological process: proteolysis.
UUUUAAAGAUUCCUAUUCACUUCUUUAUGCUCCCUUGUUCCUGUGUUCUGAAGUGUAACAAGCUCAACACCUCCCAGGCUGGACGGCCUUGCACAUAGCCGCGGUGUACGGGGCAGUGGACGUGGUGGUGCUGUUGCUGAGUGCCGGGGCUGACACAGAGGCGAGGUGCAAGUCAAGUAGAGUGGAGUGAGGUGCACGUGUUGGUUUACUUGAUCGGCAGGAGCGCGCUGUCGAUGGCAUGCCGCGGGAUACAGCACGGCGUUGCCAAGUCUCUGGUGGAGCGAGAGGCGGACACUUCAACAACAGUCUCCUUAGGUGGCGGGACCGGCCACGCCCAGUGAGCGGUUCAGUGGCAUGGCAAUACAAGACAGCAAGAAAUUGUCUCCUAGCGCCGCCAGCCUUCAUGGGCCACCCUCGGAUAGUGGCAGUAGAGGCAGCCCUGCACCUCUGAAGGUGACACAAUCGCUACAUGUCCAACCUGGACCUGACGUGUACGAUACCACCACCGACCCGCCCGACCUCGUCCUGCUCCUCAUCUACAGAAAGUUUUCCAGGGAGGAUAUAUCGGAGAGAAAAGGCGCGGAACAUGACUCUGUAAACUUGUUCAUUGUGUUUGUGCAGAUGGGCUAUGAUGUGGAGCUGUACGAGGACCUCAAGAAGGAGGACAACAUGCGGAGAAUUAAGGAGUUCAGCACUUCGGAGCGUCUGAAGAAGGGGUGCACCAUCGUGGUGGUGUCUUCCCACGGUGGCAACGACCCGUUUUCCUUCACGACCUCGGAUGGGCAAGAAAUCAACGUGCACCACUUGCAUCAAAGCUUCAUCAAGAACCAGAGCAGAGAAGUUCGGCAGAUGGCGAAGAUUUUCAUCUUUCAGUUCUGCCGUGGCAAGAUCCGUCCCAUAAUAGAGGAAAACGGUAUGGAUCAUGUUUCCGACGACAUUAUCAGCUUCUACAGCACCUCCGACGGGUUCGUCGUCUACGAGGAGCCUCAGAGUGGCAGCGUCUUUUUGUCAGUAGUGUGUGAGGCCGAGCGAGCCUGCGAGGACAGCCUGGAUGAUCUGUUUCGGCAGGUGCAGCGCAGGUACAGAUUGGAGUGGCUGGGCACCACGCCUGAGAAACAAGACCUUGGUUUUAGCAAGAAAUUAAACUUCAAUUCUCGACUCAGAAAGUAUAGCGGUAAUCGCGCGCAUAUAACACUCGUGUCCAGUUAGUGGGUGACAGUUGUAGCGUUCCAAGGACUGUUUGACUUGGGAUUGUUGGGUAUACUAGGAAAUAAAAUAUAAUAAAAAAUAAAAAGCUUAUCAUCG